UAAUUAUUAAUUCAAAAUUUCAUUGUGGAGAUUUCGACAUGAUGGAUCACAGCAAUGAAAAGAACACGUCCCAAGAGCUGUUCUGCUACGGACUGCCACCUAGCAUUUUAGUUGACCACUCAAAAAUUUUGGUCACGUUGAUGGUUCUUAACACCUUUAUCUCCAUAACUGCUACGAUCGGAAACUUGUUGGUUCUCGCGACAAUAUGGCGAAGUCCACAUUUGCACACUCCUUCGAACACAUUGCUAUUCGGCCUGGCUUUGUCUGAUCUGUGUGUUGGAAUAGUAUCUGAGCCACUAAACGCUGGAUUCCAAGCAGUACUUUUCACGAAUUCCAUCAAAAUUACCUCCUGUACACUAGUGAAUGUAAGGACUCUAAUAUCGACAUUUCUAUCAGUAGUCACCCUGUUAACUGUAACAGCAAUGAGCGUUGAUCGCUAUCUAGCGAUAUAUCUGCACCUGCGAUACGAACUAGUGGUCACAGAAGAGAAAACAAGGAAAGUCAUUUUAUGCCUUUGGUUGAUAAGUAGUGUGUUUUUAGUCGUGAUGAUUUUUCAUCCUAUGACUAGUUUUUCGGUUGCGACACUCACAAUACCAGUUUGCCUUGCAAUUAUUUCGUUUGCUUGGAUCAAGAUUUACCAAGUUGUACGACAUCACCAAGCUCAGAUUCAAGAUCAGAUGGCUGUUGCUUCGCAAUCAUUUAACAUGGCGAGAUUCAGAAAAUCUGCCAUAAACACUAAGCUCGUGUUAGUCAUUGUUCUUGUGUGCUAUAUUCCAUUUCUCGUUUCUAAAAUUUGCCUCACUGCCAACUUAAUUCCUUCAAAUGUUCUCUUUAUCGAGAUCACCUAUGUAUUUGUACUCUUGAAUUCUUCGCUAAAUCCAUUCGUGUAUUUUUGGCGUCAGCGUGAUCUUCGUGCUCAAGCUAAACAACUUGUGACGAAUGAAUCUAAGGACUCUAAUAUCGACAAUUCUAACAGUAGCCACAGUGUUAACUGUAACAGCAAUGAGCUACUGUCGUCGGUCGUUGAUAACAUGUAG
Messenger RNA from Orbicella faveolata, 1037 nucleotides. Its product is annotated as melanocortin receptor 4-like. Gene Ontology annotation, molecular function: G protein-coupled receptor activity. The record is from RefSeq and is a predicted model, not a curated record. Lineage: Eukaryota; Metazoa; Cnidaria; Anthozoa; Scleractinia; Merulinidae. Gene Ontology annotation, biological process: G protein-coupled receptor signaling pathway. Gene Ontology annotation, cellular component: membrane.